Messenger RNA from Cooperia oncophora, 759 nucleotides. The record is from the annotation of a GenBank genome assembly. Lineage: Eukaryota; Metazoa; Nematoda; Chromadorea; Rhabditida; Trichostrongylidae.
UUGAAAUGCACCACUUUUAAGGUGAGAACAAGAAAAGGCCGACCUGAUCCAGCUGCUGUUUCCGAGCAACGUCAACUGUGCAGUCAGGUUCUUAGCGAACAACGAACCCAGUUUUCGUUUUUUAUCGGAACCCUGAUGCCGGUUCUCACUGCUGAAAUUUCUCUUCUCGAUGAAGGCUCCCAUAUUCGACAAGUAGUCGAUAAUCUGGAUAGCACUGUUAAGCUGGUUGAUGGCCAGACGCUGGUGCAGACGAUUCUCAGCGAUUUAUCACAAGGUGCCGAUAACGCUUGGCGACAAUGUUUGACGAAUGCCGCACGUGCCUACCGUAGUGGUGAUUCGGGUGAAGAUGGUGGUCUGUCGACUCGAGCCACUACACCGGGUAGUAGCUUCAGUCAUGAUGACAACGACAUGACGCCUCAGGCUGCCAGACCGCACACGAUCUCAGGAGCGUCCAGGUACAACUCUAAUCACUGUGGAAUUACGCCGCAUACGUUCGUUCCGCCGUCAAAACCGCCGUUGCAGCGACGACCAAGCGAGAAAAGUAUUACUAAGGCCCGGUAUACGCCUCCUCCGGAAGUCCCUCCGUCGCAUCAACAGAAUGUCAAUCAUCAGCAAGGUCCACCACCGUCGUAUCGCCCUGUUGGUGGAUCUCAGUUCGACCUCAAUAUGGCACCCAGUGGAAGGGUUCAACGGCCGCAAAGUUUUACCGGCGAACUACGAACGACAUUUGCUAGCUAUAAUAUUUAUACCGGUAUUUGA